Messenger RNA from Brienomyrus brachyistius, 2046 nucleotides. It is a transcript of the gene apex2, whose product is annotated as APEX nuclease (apurinic/apyrimidinic endonuclease) 2. The record is from RefSeq and is a predicted model, not a curated record. Gene Ontology annotation, cellular component: nucleus. Bases 128 to 1807 code for a protein of 559 amino acids. Gene Ontology annotation, molecular function: DNA-(apurinic or apyrimidinic site) endonuclease activity; phosphoric diester hydrolase activity; zinc ion binding. The transcript has 6 exons. Lineage: Eukaryota; Metazoa; Chordata; Actinopteri; Osteoglossiformes; Mormyridae. Gene Ontology annotation, biological process: base-excision repair.
ACGACCGGGUCUCAUCCGAUUGACUGCUUAAAUCGGAAGCGCGCUAUACCGCUAGUCCGAAUGUGAAAAAUUACCGGUCCAAUCUAGAGAUUUGAAGUGCGCUGCCACAACCCCCCCAAACCUGAAUAUGAAGAUCGUCACCUGGAACAUUAACGGCAUACGGACUUUUAAAGGCGGGAUUAAGAAGGCGUUAGAGUCACUGGACGCCGACAUAAUCUGCUUGCAAGAGACGAAAGUGACGCGAGAUCUGUUGAAUGAGAAAACUGCCAUUAUAGAGGGAUACAACUCUUUCUUCAGCUUCAGUCGAGGUCGAAGUGGGUAUUCAGGGGUGGCAACAUUCUGCAGAGACAGUGCCACUCCAGUUGCUGCAGAGGAGGGAUUGACAGGACUGCUGACCAAUCACGAUGGAGCUGUAGGAUGUUACGGAGACCAGAAUGACUUUGAUGAUGAGGAGCUACAGUCACUAGAUAAUGAGGGAAGAGCCGUCAUCACACAGCACAGAGUGAGGUGUGAGAGCCGUGAAGAGACGCUGACGGUGGUGAACGUGUACUGCCCCCGGGCUGAUCCAGAGAAACCAGAGCGGAGAAUCUUCAAGCUGCGCUUCUGUAAGCUGCUUCAGAUCCGGGCUGAGGCUCUCUUAGGAGCAGGGAGCCAUGUGAUUGUUUUGGGCGACAUUAACACCUCCCACAAGCCGAUAGAUCACUGUGACCCUGACGAGAUCGAUAAUUUUGAGGAGAAUCCUGGGAGGAAAUGGCUGAACAGCUUUAUAGUUGGAGAAAGUAAGGAGGAGGAGGAGAAGGAUGACAAGGAAAAUGAGGAUGAAGAGUACAGACUGGAGUCUCAAAUGGCUGGCAGGAAAUUUGUGGACAUGUUCCGGUACUUUCACCCGACACGUGAAGGUGCCUUCACAUGCUGGUCCACUCUCACAGGGGCCCGGCAGACUAACUAUGGAACAAGGAUUGAUUACAUCUUCGCUGACCAAGCCCUGGCCCAGACCCAGUUCCUAGAGACUGACAUAAUGCCAGAGGUGGAAGGGUCCGACCACUGCCCCGUGUGGGGCCACCUGAACUGUUCCCUCCUGCCUAGUCCCCGAUGUCCGCCACUAUGCACCCGCUACAUGCCCGAGUUUGCAGGCAGGCAGCAAAAACUGUCCCGUUUUCUGGUCAAAGUGGACCAGCAGACCCCAAGCGACUCCAAAGACCCUCUGCCUGGUUCCCAAGAGUCAGGGGAGAUUUGUGAAAACAUCAAACCCAUUGAGGGCACCCCAAGCUGCACAAAAAGGAAAGCAGUGGUACCAGAACCGCAUGGCACCAAGGGGAAGAAGAGCAAGAUGUCCAAUAGCUUGUUAAAGCCCCAGGGGAGCUUGUUGGCGUUUUUCAAACCCAGAUCGAAUCCGGCUGACCCACUGUGCUCGGCAGACGCAGAGAAGAACGAGGAACCAGCACCAACUUUAGUGACUGUAGAUAAACCGCAGCCUACCACAGACAGACCAGCAGCCAUUCAAGGUAUGGGAUUGACCGGCGGCAGGGAGGCCUCUAGUAGGGUUCGUGGUAGUGGUAAGAGUGAGGACAGCAAUAGUGAAGAAGCAGGUACCCAGGCGUCGCUGGGAUUCUGGCGGACUGUUCUGCGAGGCCCGCCACAGCCGCCACUUUGCAAGGCUCACGAGGAACCCUGCGUGCUGAGAACGGUUAAGAAGGCGGGGCCAAACCUGGGCCGCCAGUUCUUCGUGUGUUCCAGGCCACAGGGACACGCCUCCAACCCAGAAGCACGCUGUAACUUCUUUGCUUGGGUGGACAAGGGCAAAUAGCAAGGAGUGGCUUGGAAGGGGGAGUGGCUUGGAAGGGGGAGUGGCUUGGAAGGGGGAGUGGCUGAGAGUGUCAGAGAUUCCAUUGGCUGUUCAUUCUCAUGACUUCGGAAACACCGUCCUUAAAUGUGGACUGUGAAAAUUUGUUUUAAUUCACCCCUGUAAUUGUGUCAUUUCAUGUGUCAAUCAUUUCAUUUUCAUGCUCAACUUUUUACAGAAAUAAAGUAUGUCUUUUUUUUAAA